AUGUUAGCAGGAGGCAUGAGAAAGAUGCCAUCCACCACGAGUGACAGGUUUGCUGCCUAUAACAUGAACAUCACACGAGUAAUGCAGAGUACCAGGACAGAGUACCAAAGAGAGAAGUUUGCGAAAGAGAAUCUUCCGUACGUCAAACCACAAGAGCACCCACUGGAUGGCUGUGAUACGUUCCAAUAUGUGCCCAUCACAAGUGUGCUACAGAAUCUGUUCAUGUCGGAGAGUUUUCGCGGACACCUACAGGAGUCCGAGCGCUGCGAGGAAACAACAUCGCUCUGCAGUUUCCGUGAUGGCUUGCUGUUUGAGCGAAAGACAGCGCAAUUAAUUCCGGAAGGGUCACAGUUCACACUGUUCAUAGUUCUAUAUAGUGACGAACUGGAGAUCGUUAACCCACUGGGCUCUAAACGUGGACAGCAUAAGCUUUUUGUUGCCUAUUUCAGUGUCGUUAACAUUCAUCCUCGAUACAGGUCACAGUUGAGCUCAAUUCAUGUGGCUGUUAUUGCAAAGUAUGCCAACGUAAAGAAGCACGGUCUGUCAGCAGUUAUGAAGCUAGUUCUGACAGAUAUAAACCUGCUACGGGACGUAGGAUUCAUUGUCAAGCACUGUAAUACAAGUGUCAAAGUAACAGCCAUGCUUAUUGCGUUUUGUGGUGAUAACCUGUCUAUGAACAACAUGGGGGGUUACACCAGCAGUUUCAGCAGGGGACGGCCAUGCUGGUUUUGUACAGCAUCGGUUGCAGAGUUCGAAAGCAUUUUUGAUGAAGGUGGAGCUGACCAAAGAAACGAAGCCACCCACAAGCAUCAUAUGAGCUCUGUCCUAGAAAACACGUCCGACAGCAGGACCCAUGGAGUCAAGGAGAGGUCGCCACUUCUGGAUGUGAGCUACUUCGAAGUGACGCUCCAACUACCCCCGGAUCUUAUGCAUGACUUACUCGAAGGCACUGUUCCUCAUGUUCUCCAGCUUGUUCUCCAUGGAUUGCUCAGUGAGAAUACCAUAAACUACACAGACUUGGACAGAGUGACUGCUUUUAAUUAUGGACGCUGUGACCGAAAAAGUAAGCCAGAGCCUGUAUCAAGAGCAUAUGUGCAGGGCCAGGCAUCGUACAAAGGCACAGCGGCACAGAAGUGGUGCCUGUUUUCCUUGCUUUCUGUUAGAUUGGGUGACAUAAUUGAAGAAAACGAUGCACACUGGGAGAUAUACCUGAAGCUAAAGAGUGUAGUACAACUGGUGUUCGCUGAGGAGGUUCCAUGUGACCAUGUUGCACACCUUGCAGAUGAGAUCAGAUACUUUUUGACAUCAUUUGCAACAAUGUAUCCAGGGAAAAUUAUUCAAAAAAUGCAUUUCCUGGUUCACUACCCCAGGUUGAUCAGCGAACUUGGACCUCUCAAGCAGUACUGCUGUAUGCGCUUUGAGGCCAAACACCAGUACAUCAAACCCAUGGCAAUCCGAAAUAAAAAUUUUAAGAACAUAUGUAGGUCUGUUACAGCACGACACCAGUUGCUGCAAAGCUUUGAUGUGGCGACACUUGAUUAUGAUACAGCCUUAGAGACCACAAAGUCGAAACUCGUACACGACACACAUCUGCCCGAGUGCGCCAGAGACAGACUUGCAGGUGGGGUGCCAAUUUGGGAAAUUGAAUCAGCAAAGAUAGACCAUUGCAAAUACAGGACAAAGGAUAUUAUUGUGUUGGCAAAAGGUGAUCCGACACGUUUUGGUCAAAUUUCAAUGCUGUUAGUGUGCAGUGGUUCACUCUUCAUAGUGGUAAGGGAGCUUGAGACAGUUGCUUUUAACCGGCACCUCCGGGCCUACACAUGCCAAAACCAGGCAUAA
Molecule: messenger RNA, 1839 nt
Organism: Ornithodoros turicata
Lineage: Eukaryota; Metazoa; Arthropoda; Arachnida; Ixodida; Argasidae
Exons: 4
Coding region: 1-1839 (612 amino acids)
Source: RefSeq, a predicted model, not a curated record